This is a messenger RNA of Penicillium daleae, 1878 nucleotides long. RefSeq names its product MDR family MFS transporter. NCBI's taxonomy places the organism in Eukaryota, Fungi, Ascomycota, Eurotiomycetes, Eurotiales, Aspergillaceae. Gene Ontology annotation, molecular function: transmembrane transporter activity. Gene Ontology annotation, biological process: transmembrane transport. The coding region runs from base 1 to 1878 and encodes 625 amino acids. The record is from RefSeq and is a predicted model, not a curated record. The transcript is spliced from 5 exons.
AUGUCGUCAAACAACCACGAUGAGAUGGAUAGCACUCAAAAAGAAAAUACGAUACUGAAAGGAGAUGAUACGAUUGCUUCUCCCACGCAGGAAUCAACAACCGCCGAUCUGGAAAAAGAUAUCGAACCCGGUAUCUCUUCACGUACAGCCGAAAAUGAACCGAAUGAGGAACAGACAGAGACUCAACCUGCUGAAGAUACUGGAGAAUCAUCAAACUACCUCAAUGGCUCCCGGUUAUACAUUCUCUCGGCUGCCUUCACGUUCGCCGGCAUCAUGCUGGCCAUUGAUGGCAGCAUUCUCUCUACGGCAAUCCCCCGGAUAACCAGCGAGUUCAAUUCCAUCGACGAUAUUGGCUGGUACGCCAGCGCGUAUCUUCUCGCUCAAAUGUCCCUUCAACCUACCUUUGGGCGUGUAUACAUCUACUUCGAAGCAAAGAUUAUGUUUCUUAUAUCUUUACUCGCUUUUGAAGUGGGCUCAGUCAUCUGCGCCGUGGCACCCAGUUCUCCCGUCCUCAUUCUGGGACGUGCCAUUGCGGGAGCAGCGGCGGCGGGAAUGUUGACGGGGAACUUGGCAAUCUUUGGACAAGUUGUUCCAUUGCGGAAUAGACCUCGAGGAAUGGCUAUUAUGACCGGGUUAUACUCCAUUGCAACACUUGCGGGACCAACGGUCGGCGGAUUACUUACAGAUUCGCGACUGACCUGGCGUUUUUGCUUCUGGAUCAAUCUGCCCUUUGGGUUUAUUGCGGCGGUGAUUGUGAUAUUCAUUCUGCACCGGAAGCCAGGCAAGCUUUCGAAUUUGCCCUUGAAAGAGAAAAUUGGACGUCUCGAUUUGGCAAGUGCAGCAGUUCUCACCGCAAGUUUAGUAUGUCUAUUUCUCGGGCUGCAAUGGGGUGGCUCGACAGACCCCUGGUCUGCGCCUCGCGUUUGGGGCUGCUUAAUCGGGUUCGCGGUGCUAUGUGUCAUCUUCAUUGGGCUCCAGGCUCACCGGAAAGAAAAAGCGACCAUUCCGCUUCGUCUUUUGGAACAAAGAACGGUAGCUAUUUGUUGCAUAUUCUCUGGCUUAUACGGAGUUGCCAUUGUAACGCACAGCUAUCUCUUGCCAAUCUGGUUCCAGGGUGUGAAAGGUACCGACGCGACCAUGUCUGGGGUAUACAUGUUGCCAUUCACAGUAGCCAGUACAGUCGCCGUUCUUGUCGCCGGAUUUUCGAUCACAGCAUCUGGACACUAUGUACCCUUCAUGUGGGUCGGCUCCUUAGUCUACGUUGCAGGGAGUGCCUUGUAUGCGACCCUGAAAACCAACAGCGAUGCCGGAAGAUUCUUGGGCAGCCAGAUCCUAGCCGGCGCAGGAUUUGGUACUGCAAUUCAAGUCACCUUCAUUGGAGUCCAAGUGGUUACCCCCGCAAUUGACAUGCCCACUGUCUGUGCUCUCGAGGUGUUCUUUCGCCAACUUGGCGGGUCUGUUGGGAUUAGCGUGGCGCAGAGUAUCUUCUUGAACACAUUGACAAGCCAUCUCCGGAACGUUGCUGGAAUUGAUCCGGAGACUAUCAUUCAUGCCGGUGUCAUCGAAGGAUCAUGGUCAGAUCAUAUGAUGAAUCCUUCCACAAUCAAAUUGGUAAAGGAUGCAUUGAACACGGCAAUCACCCGAGCUUUUCUUCUACCGAUUGGGGCCACGGCUUUUGCAGCUGUGGUUAGCCUAGGGAUGGAGAGACGCCAGAUCGAGGAUGACAGGGUUGUUUCUCCGAAGAAAGGGGCUGGGACUAACGAGAACGAGGGUAAUCCUUCGGAUAAGCGGCCCGCCAUGGUGUUGGAUGAUCGCCCGGCAAUGAAGGAGCCUACUCUGUACGAAAACGUGACGAAUGGGGAAAGGGGAAGUAAGUAA